AUGGCGGCCCGGGGGCGGGCCGGGGGCACGUUAUGCCUCAGAGGCUUUGCCCCUGGGAAGAACAAUGCCUGGCUGGUCCCAGAGCCUUUCCUGAGCUUUUCCCUCGAGUACAAGGCCACAAGCUGUAGCGGUGCCUUCGCGGGCCGGCGAUGCCAGGCGCCCAACCCCUGCCUCAGCGCCCCCUGCAAGAACGCGGGCACGUGCCACGCGGUGGACCACGGCGGCCCGGUGGACUACGCCUGCGCCUGCCGCCUGGGCUUCUCCGGGCCCCUCUGCCUGACGCCCCGAGACAACGCCUGCCUCGCCAAGCCCUGCCGCAACGGCGGCACCUGUGACCUGCUCACGCUGACCGAGUACAAGUGCCGCUGCCCCCCCGGCUGGUCAGGGAAGAUGUGCCAGCAGGCCGACCCGUGUGCCUCCAACCCGUGUGCCAACGGCGGCCAGUGCCUGCCCUUCGAGGCCUCGUACAUCUGCCGCUGCCCGCCCGGCUUCCACGGCCCCACCUGCAGGCAGGACGUCAACGAGUGUGGCCAGAGCCCCGGGCUCUGUCGCAACGGAGGCACCUGCCACAACGAGGUCGGCUCCUACCGCUGCACCUGCCGCGCCACCCACACCGGCCCCCACUGCGAGCUGCCCUACGUGCCCUGCAGCCCCUCACCCUGCCAGAACGGGGGCACCUGCCGCCCCACGGGGGACACCACCCACGAGUGCGCCUGCCUGCCAGGCUUCACUGGCCAGAACUGCGAGGAGAAUAUCGACGACUGUCCCGGAAACAGCUGCAAGAACGGAGGCGCCUGUGUGGACGGCGUGAACACUUACAACUGCCGCUGCCCGCCCGAGUGGACAGGCCAGUACUGCACCGAGGACGUAGACGAGUGCCAGCUGAUGCCCAACGCCUGCCAGAACGGCGGGACCUGCCACAACACCCACGGCGGCUACAACUGCGUGUGCGUCAACGGCUGGACGGGGGAAGACUGCAGCGAGAACAUCGACGACUGUGCCAGCGCCGCCUGCUUCCACGGGGCCACCUGCCACGACCGAGUGGCCUCCUUCUACUGCGAGUGCCCUCAUGGCCGCACCGGUCUGCUCUGCCAUCUAAACGACGCCUGCAUCAGCAACCCUUGCAACGAGGGCUCCAACUGUGACACCAACCCCGUCAACGGCAAGGCCAUCUGCACCUGCCCCUCCGGGUACACGGGCCCGGCCUGCAGCCAGGACGUGGACGAGUGCUCGCUGGGCGCCAACCCCUGUGAGCACGCGGGCAAGUGCAUCAACACGCUGGGCUCCUUCGAGUGCCAGUGUCUGCAGGGCUACACGGGCCCGCGCUGCGAGAUUGACGUCAACGAGUGCAUCUCGAACCCGUGUCAGAAUGACGCCACCUGCCUGGACCAGAUCGGGGAGUUCCAGUGCAUCUGCAUGCCGGGCUACGAGGGCGUGCACUGUGAGGUCAACACGGACGAGUGCGCCAGCAGCCCCUGCCUCCAGAACGGCCGCUGCCUGGACAAAAUCAACGAGUUUCUGUGCGAGUGCCCCACAGGCUUCACCGGGCACCUGUGUCAGUUUGACGUGGACGAGUGUGCAAGCACACCUUGCAGGAACGGCGCCAAGUGCCUGGACGGGCCCAACACCUACACCUGCGUGUGCACGGAAGGCUACACGGGGCCGCACUGCGAGGUGGACAUUGACGAGUGUGACCCCGAUCCUUGCCACUACGGGUCGUGCAAGGAUGGUGUUGCCACCUUCACCUGCCUGUGCCGGCCGGGCUACACGGGCCACCACUGCGAGACCAACGUCAACGAGUGUCACAGCCAGCCCUGCCGCCACGGCGGCACCUGCCAGGACCGCGACAACGCCUACCUGUGCCUCUGCCUCAAGGGGACCACAGGACCCAACUGUGAGACCAACCUGGAUGACUGUGCCAGCAGCCCCUGUGACUCAGGCACGUGUCUGGACAAGAUCGACGGCUACGAGUGCUCGUGCGAGCCGGGCUACACAGGGAGCAUGUGCAACGUCAACAUCGACGAGUGUGCGGGCAACCCCUGCCACCACGGGGGCACCUGCGAGGACGGCACCAACAGCUUCACCUGCCGCUGUCCCGAGGGCUACCACGGCCCCACGUGCCUGUCCGAGGUCAACGAGUGCAGCAGCAACCCCUGCAUCCACGGGGCCUGCCGGGACAGCCUCAACGGGUACACGUGUGACUGUGACCCCGGGUGGAGUGGGGCUCACUGUGACAUCAACACCAACGAGUGUGAGUCCAACCCCUGCGCCAACGGGGGCGCCUGUAGAGACAUGACCAGCGGCUACGUGUGCACCUGCCGCGAGGGCUUCAGUGGGCCCAAUUGCCAAACCAACAUCAACGAGUGUGCGUCUAACCCGUGCCUGAACCAGGGCUCGUGCAUCGAUGAUGUGGCCGGCUACACGUGCAACUGCCCGCUGCCCUACACAGGAGCCACGUGUGAGGUGGUGCUGGCCCCGUGCGCCCCCGGCCCCUGCAGGAACGGUGGCGAGUGCCAGGAGUCCGAGGACUUCGAGAGCUUCUCGUGUGUCUGUCCUGCAGGCUGGCAAGGACAGACGUGCGAGGUCGACAUCAACGAGUGUGUCAAGAACCCGUGCCGCCACGGCGCCUCCUGCCAGAACACCAACGGCGGCUACCGUUGUCGCUGCCGCGCCGGCUACACGGGGCACAACUGCGAGACGGACGUGGAUGACUGCCGACCCAACCCGUGCCACAAUGGCGGCUCCUGCACAGACGGCGUUAACACGGCUUUCUGCGACUGCCUGCCUGGCUUCCGGGGGGCUUUCUGCGAGGAGGACAUCAACGAGUGCGCCAGCAACCCCUGCCACCACGGUGCCAACUGCACCGACUGCGUGGACAGCUACACCUGCACCUGCCCCACGGGCUUCAGCGGCAUCCACUGCGAGAACAACACGCCCGACUGCACAGAGAGCUCCUGUUUCAACGGCGGCACCUGCGUGGACGGCAUCAGCUCCUUCACCUGUCUGUGUCCGCCUGGCUUCACGGGCAGCUACUGCCAGCACGACGUCAACGAGUGUGAUUCUCGGCCCUGCCUGCACGGCGGCACCUGCCAGGACAGCUACGGGACCUACAAGUGCACCUGCCCACAGGGCUACACGGGCCUCAACUGCCAGAACCUCGUGCGCUGGUGCGACUCCUCACCGUGUAAGAACGGCGGCAAGUGCUGGCAGACCAACACCCUGUACCGCUGCGAGUGCCACAGCGGCUGGACCGGCCUCUACUGCGACGUGCCCAACGUGUCCUGUGAGGUGGCCGCACGGCGCCGAGACAUCAACGUCACCCACCUGUGCCGGAACGGGGGGCUCUGCAUGGACGCGGGCAACACGCACCACUGUCGCUGCCAGGCCGGCUACACGGGCAGCUACUGCGAGGACCAGGUGGACGAGUGCUCGCCCAGCCCCUGCCAGAAUGGGGCCACCUGCACCGACUACCCUGGCGGCUACUCCUGCGAGUGCGUGGCCGGGUACCACGGGGUAAACUGCUCUGAGGAGAUCAACGAGUGUCUGUCCCACCCAUGCCAAAACGGGGGCACCUGCAUCGACCUCAUCAACACCUACAAGUGUUCCUGUCCCCGGGGCACACAGGGUGUGCACUGUGAGGUCAACGUGGACGACUGCAGUCCCCUCAUCGACCCCGUCUCCCGGGGCCCCAAGUGCUUUAACAACGGCACCUGCGUGGACCAGGUCGGCGGCUACAGCUGCGCCUGCCCACCCGGCUUCGUGGGCGAGCGCUGUGAGGGAGACGUGAACGAGUGCCUGUCCAACCCCUGCGACGCCCGUGGCACCCAGAACUGCGUGCAGCGCGUCAACGACUUCUACUGCGAGUGUCGCGCGGGCCAUACAGGACGCCGCUGUGAGUCGGUCAUCAACGGCUGUAAGGGCAGGCCCUGCCAGAACGGGGGCACUUGCGCCGUGGCCUCCAACACUGCCCGCGGGUUCAUCUGCAAGUGCCCGGCGGGCUUCGAGGGCGCCACGUGCGAGAACGACGCGCGCGCCUGCGGGAGCCUGCGCUGCCUCAACGGCGGCACGUGCAUCUCGGGCCCGCGCAGCCCCACCUGCCUGUGCCUGGGCCCCUUCACGGGCCCCGAGUGCCAGUUCCCGGCCGGCAGCCCCUGCGUGGGCGGCAACCCCUGCUACAACCAGGGCAGCUGCGAGCCGAUGCCCGAGAGCCCCUUCUACCGCUGCCUGUGCCCCGCCAAGUUCAACGGGCUCCUGUGCCACAUCCUGGACUACAGCUUCGGGGGCGGCCUGGGCGUCGACAUCCCCCCGCCGCAGAUCGAGGAGGCGUGCGAGCUGCCCGAGUGCCGCGAGGAGGCGGGGAACAAGGUGUGCAGCCUGGGCUGCAACAACCACGCGUGCGGCUGGGACGGCGGCGACUGCUCCCUCAACUUCAACGACCCCUGGCAGAACUGCUCGCAGUCGCUGCAGUGCUGGAAGUACUUCAGCGACGGCCGCUGCGACAGCCAGUGCAACUCGGCCGGGUGCCUGUUCGACGGCUUCGACUGCCAGCGCGCGGACGGCCAGUGCAACCCCCUGUACGACCAGUACUGCAAGGACCACUUCGGUGACGGGCACUGCGACCAGGGCUGCAACAGCGCCGAGUGCGAGUGGGACGGGCUGGACUGCGCGGAGCACGUGCCCGAGCGGCUGGCGGCCGGCGCGCUGGUGCUGGUGGUGCUGACGCCGCCCGCGCAGCUGCGCAACAACUCCCUGCACUUCCUGCGGGAGCUCAGCCGCCUGCUGCACACCAACGUGGUCUUCAAGCGCGACGCGCACGGCCAGCCCAUGGUCUUCCCCUACUACGGCCGCGAGGAGGAGCUGCGCAAACACCCCAUCAAGCGCGCCGUGGACGGCUGGGCCGCGCCCGGGGCCCUGCUCGACCGGGUGGAGGCCGCCCUGCUCCCGGGCGGCGGGGCCGGCCGCCGGCGCCGGGAGCUGGACCCCAUGGACAUCCGCGGAUCCAUUGUCUACCUGGAGAUUGACAACCGGCAGUGUGUCCAGUCAUCCUCACAAUGCUUCCAGAGCGCCACGGACGUGGCCGCCUUCCUGGGCGCCCUCGCCUCGCUGGGCAGCCUCAACAUCCCCUACAAGAUCGAGGCCGUGCAGAGUGAGACCGUGGAGCCGCCCCCACCCCCGCAGCUGCACUUCAUGUACGUGGCCGUGGCCGCCUUCGUGCUCCUCUUCUUUGUGGGCUGCGGGGUGCUGCUGUCCCGCAAGCGUCGGCGGCAGCAUGGACAGCUCUGGUUCCCGGAGGGCUUCAAGGUGUCAGAGGCCAGCAAGAAGAAGCGGCGGGAGCCCCUCGGCGAGGACUCCGUGGGCCUCAAGCCCCUGAAGAACGCGUCGGAUGGUGCUCUCAUGGACGACAGCCAGCACGAGUGGGGUGACGAGGAUCUGGAGGCCAAGAAGUUCCGGUUCGAGGAGCCAGUGGUUCUCCCCGACCUGGAUGACCAGGCAGAUCACCGGCAGUGGACCCAGCAGCACCUGGACGCUGCCGACCUGCGUGUGUCCGCCAUGGCCCCCACGCCACCCCAGGGCGAGCCCGACGCCGACAGCAUGGAUGUGAACGUCCGAGGGCCGGACGGCUUCACGCCCCUCAUGAUCGCCUCCUGCAGCGGAGGGGGCCUGGAGACGGGCAACAGCGAGGAGGAGGAGGACGCGCCCGCCGUCAUCUCCGACUUCAUCUAUCAGGGCGCCAGUCUGCACAACCAGACGGACCGCACUGGCGAGACCGCCCUGCACCUGGCUGCCCGCUACUCGCGCUCCGACGCGGCCAAGCGCCUGCUGGAAGCCAGCGCCGACGCCAACAUCCAGGACAACAUGGGACGCACCCCGCUGCACGCAGCCGUGUCUGCCGACGCGCAGGGCGUCUUCCAGAUCCUGAUCCGGAACCGAGCCACGGACCUGGACGCGCGCAUGCACGAUGGCACGACGCCGCUGAUCCUGGCCGCCCGCCUGGCGGUGGAGGGCAUGCUGGAAGAUCUCGUCAACUCGCAUGCCGACGUCAACGCCGUGGACGACCUGGGCAAGUCCGCGCUGCACUGGGCCGCCGCCGUGAACAACGUGGAGGCGGCUGUCGUGCUCCUGAAGAACGGGGCCAACAAGGACAUGCAAAACAACAAGGAGGAGACGCCCCUGUUCCUGGCCGCUCGGGAGGGCAGCUACGAGACCGCCAAGGUGCUGCUGGACCACUUCGCCAACCGGGACAUCACGGACCACAUGGACCGCCUGCCCCGUGACAUCGCCCAGGAGCGCAUGCAUCAUGACAUCGUGCGGCUGUUGGACGAGUACAGCCUGGCACGCAGCCCCCAGCUGCACGGCACGGCCCUGGGUGGCGCGCCCACGCUGUCCCCGCCACUCUGCUCCCCCGGCAGCUACCUGGGCAACCUCAAGCCCGCCGUGCAGGGCAAGAAGGCCCGCAAGCCCAGCACCAAGGGCCUGGCCUGCGGCGGCAAGGAGGCCAAAGACCUCAAGGCACGCAGGAAGAAGCCCCAGGACGGCAAGGGCUGCCUGCUGGACAGCUCGAGCGUGCUGUCGCCCGUGGACUCCCUCGAGUCGCCGCACGGCUACCUGUCGGACGUGGCCUCGCCGCCGCUCCUGCCUUCUCCGUUCCAGCAGUCCCCGGCCGUGCCCCUCAACCACCUGCCCGGCAUGCCUGACGCCCACCUGGGCGUCGGCCACCUGAGCGUGGCCGCCAAGCCCGAGAUGGCAGGGCUGGGCGGGGGCGGCCGGCUGGCCUUCGAGGCAGGACCCCCGAGGCUCUCCCACCUGCCCGCGGCCUCCAGCACCAGCACGGUCCUGGGCACUGGCGGCGGCGUGAAUUUCACCGUGGGUGGGGCCGCGGGCUUGAACGGCCAGUGCGAGUGGCUGUCCCGGCUGCAGAACGGCCUGGUGCCCAACCAGUACAACCCGCUGCGAGGGAACGUGGCGCCGGGCACCCUGAGCACGCAGGCCCCGGCCCUCCAGCACAGCAUGAUGGGCCCGCUGCACGCCGGCCUGUCCACGGCCGCCCUGUCCCAGAUGAUGAGCUACCAGGCCCUGCCCGGCACGCGCCUGGCCGGCCAGCCUCACCUGGUGCAGACCCAGCCGCCGCAGCAGAACUUACAGAUGCAGCCGCCCAACCUGCAGCCCCAGCCGCCCCAGCCACACCUCGGCGUGGCCUCGGCCGCCAGUGGCCACGUGGGCCGGAGCUUCCUGGGCGGGGAGCCGAGCCAGGCAGACGUGCAGCCGCUGGGCCCUGGCGGCCUGGCCGUGCACACCAUCCUGCCGCAGGACAGCCAGGCCCUGCCCGCCACGCUGGCCCCGCCCAUGACCACCGCGCAGUUCCUGACCCCGCCCUCGCAGCAUAGCUACUCCUCCUCGCCGGCGGACAACACCCCCAGCCACCAGCUGCAGGUGCCUGAGCACCCCUUCCUCACCCCGUCCCCCGAGUCCCCCGACCAGUGGUCCAGCUCGUCACCGCAUUCCCACGUCUCUGACUGGUCCGAGGGCAUCUCCAGCCCGCCCACCAGCACGCAGUCCCACAUCGCCCACAUUCCAGAGGCGCUCAAGUAAACAGCCGGCGCCCCAGCGGGACCCCGUGCUUCCUUUCCCAAGCCCCGCUGGGGCGCCUGCGUGCGCUCGGCAGACACCGGGACUGACCAAAGGGGCUUUUUCUUAAGAAUCGUGUUUUUAUACAAAAUAAAAGGAUGAGGAUUUUAAUUUUUUUUUUUAGUAUUUAUUUAUGUACUUUUAUUUUACGAGGAAACACUGCCUUUUUAUUUAUACGUAAUGUUUUCUAUGUCUCCAGGUAACAAGUUUUGUCUGUUCCGAGAAAAUAAACUAGGUCUCAGUCAUGAAUUUCCUACUUAUGACAUUGUUACGUAUUUGUAAAAUACAAACAAAGAUUCAGGAUUUAUAAAUACCACUUAUUUAUUGACUUUUUGUUUUCUUCUUCAAAACCCAAAAAGAAAGGAUGCUGGACAAGGGAGGUUUGAACCAGCAUUGUCCAGAAGGGGGUGUGGGCCUGCCGCCGUGGCCCCGGAUGCCCCCGCCCCGCGCCCAGCCCCCUCCCACCUGCCCAGGUCCCCUGCCUUGUGUGAGAAGCUGCAUCUCGAGGCAAACAACAGGCAAAACCCCCGCACCUUUGGCGUGUGGAUUAAGUUGCAUUUAAAAUAGGAAUGUUGUAAAAUGUAAAUUGUGGUUUCUAUGUUUCGGUGGGGUUUUUUUGUAAUGAUCGCUUUGAAAACAUGCUUUUAAAGAUGUGUCCUUGGGGGGCACCAAGAGCACAUUUCAUGGUACCGAUCGUGAAUCUUUGUUUCGGGUUCAGUAUUACAUAGCUGUUCAUUGGUCUUGUGAGUUCCUGUUCCUUCUAGAAGCUCUUCUGCCCCUGGCCUUGAUACUUAAGCUUUGUGUAAGCUGUGGGGUACCCGUCUUGGAUGCCACGUGGAGGAAUCCCACCCUUUUCUGGGGAAAGACACUGCCCGGGCCACCCCAGCAGCUCAGCGUGGACACUUUCUUCCAGGACAAGUGGAAACGGACUAGCAGCACCUGGGGCCCAGACCCAGCUCGCGGGGUCAGACCCCUCACGGCCCCAGAUUGACGAGACCCCAGAACAGUCUCUCAAGACUUUGGAGAAACAUGGCUGUGUCCGGCCUCAGUUCCCAGAGACAGAUCAUCCCACGGCCUGGUGUGUGCGGCUGAGGCGGUGCCCUCGGCAGGGGGGGGGGGGGGGGGGGCGAUCCUGCCUGAGGGCCACCCCCACCCCCGGUCUGGGGGUGGGGGGGGAGCACGUGCCCAGGGAAGGAGCAGACACUUGCGAUAUCAAGUAUAAGCCUGUGGCAAACUAAAUGUCUGUAAAUACAUUUUUAAAGGUGGAUUUUGUUUAAAAAAUCUGAAUGAACAAGUCUGUCCAGGGUGUCCGGGGUCGUGCUGACAGGGACGUCAGAGCGUGGCUGGGCUCACGACCCGGGCCUUGCCACCUGACCCGCGGCUGCCAGGCCCGUAGCUCAUGAGAGCAAACCUGGGGAGGGCACCCCGCUGCCCGCCUUGCCCGGCGGGUGUCGGCCUCCUCCAGGCAGCCCCUCCGGCCUCCCCGGGGGCAGUGUUGUGCGUCCCUAGUGGGCAUGACCAGACUCGCCCUAGGAUGUUGAUUCUUGCGGGGUUUGGGAAAAAAUAGAGUGUAGUUUACAGCAAAAGGAAACUUUUUAAAAAAGUGAUCUACGUGCAAAACUGUAGGUGAUGAAAAGGAUGUAUUUUUUUCUUUCAUCUUUUUUUGUUAACCGAUUUGCAAUAAAAGGAAUGCCGACGGUCAUCCGGAUUUUGCCAAA
Molecule: messenger RNA, 9344 nt
Organism: Panthera uncia (snow leopard)
Lineage: Eukaryota; Metazoa; Chordata; Mammalia; Carnivora; Felidae
Gene: NOTCH1
Product: notch receptor 1
Exons: 33
Coding region: 1-7590 (2529 amino acids)
Biological process (GO): cell differentiation; regulation of developmental process; Notch signaling pathway
Cellular component (GO): membrane
Molecular function (GO): Notch binding; signaling receptor activity; calcium ion binding
Source: RefSeq, a predicted model, not a curated record